AUGCUUUAUAUUAACAUCUUGACCCCUGACUGUGUCCCUGACUUUUUCAUCCCGCCCAAGUUCACUCCCCAGCAAACUCUUCAAAGACUGGCCCCGGGUAUGAGUCCGUCCACUGCAGAGCGAGGCCUCAGGGAGUGUUGCACCGCAGUGCCUGAAUGUCGGGGUCACUUGAGCCAUGAGACAGCUCCAGAGGAUGGUUAUGCAGUUGGAGACGACACAGAUUGGGACCCCACAUCCCAGGCUGCCCUGUCACUGCCACAUUUUCCCCGGGCCCACACCCCUUAUGGUUUCUGCCGGUUACUGGAGAGCCCACACACCAGGCGGAAGGAGUCAAUCUUCCAUGACCAGGAAAUCUCCGUUGGGUCAGUGUUCUCCUUUGCCCAGCUCCCCGGUCCUGGUCCUGCAGGCAGCGAACCGGGCACCUCUCCCGAAUCAUCCCCUGCCACUCUAUCCCGGGUGCUGAGCGGCCUCCUCAUUUGGAGCCGGAAGAAGGUGCCGGGCGGCUCAACGAGGAAAGGGCCGCAGAGAUGCAACUCCCUCUCCAGCUCCACGGAUAGCAGCCCAGACCACAGCCCCCGGUCAGCCGGUGCUCCCUUCGCCCCAGGGACAGUGACCCUCGGGCACAGCCUGACCAAGGAGAGCACUGCCGCACUGGGGGACACUGGCAUUUUGCGGCUGCGGACUGAGUAUUGCGGCGGCAGACAGCGGGUCUGGAUCCGCCUGCUGAGUUUGGAGGGUCUGUAUGAGCAGUACACUGAUUGCCAGACCAUUGGCUGCUGCCUGACUCUUGACCUGCAACCGGGCAAAGGUCAGAAGCAGCAAACUGCCAUCGUUCGCAGAAGCAGGAAUCCAAUCUUCAACCAGGACUUCUUCUUCUUUGGAAUCCCUGAGGAAGAGUUGCACUCCAAGUUUUUAAAAAUCAAAGUUAUUAAUAAAGCCUCCAAGUUGAAAAGGGGCUGUAUACUGGGAGUGUGCCAGUUGUGUUUAGCCAGUCUUUUACCACUGUAG
Messenger RNA from Hemiscyllium ocellatum (epaulette shark), 1008 nucleotides. Its product is annotated as C2 calcium-dependent domain-containing protein 4C-like. The transcript has a single exon. Bases 1 to 1008 code for a protein of 335 amino acids. The record is from RefSeq and is a predicted model, not a curated record. NCBI's taxonomy places the organism in Eukaryota, Metazoa, Chordata, Chondrichthyes, Orectolobiformes, Hemiscylliidae.